Anthostomella pinea is the source of this 930-nucleotide messenger RNA. The record is from the annotation of a GenBank genome assembly. Lineage: Eukaryota; Fungi; Ascomycota; Sordariomycetes; Xylariales; Xylariaceae.
AUGGAUGAGUCUGGGAUCGCAAGACCGACCGGCGAGACCGCUCCCACGGUGUUCCACAUCUUCAACCGUCUACCUCCCGAACUUCGGUUGAAGAUAUGGGCAUACCACUUCCAGCGAGGGCCACCAAUCCACCGUGUCGCCUCAUAUGGGAAUUUUUGGGACAACUAUCUAUGGUUCGGCGACCACGUGAUCCACAACAUUCUAACUUUCGAGACCGUCGACUUCAUUGGCAACGACAACGACAUCGGCAGCGGUAUCUAUAACAGCGGCCCUGUCAACGAGGUAGCUGUCAAUAUCACUGCUGAGAGCCGAACCGCAGCAGAGGAAGCGCGACUCUCUGGCACCGUGGCAGAGCCCAUCAUGGUCGACAUCGCCCAUCGCAUGUGGGACGGGGUAAUUCAAGAGGGGUGGCGCCUUCAUCCCUGGGCCAUGCCCAGCGUCAUGCGGAAAAUCCAGCCCAUGAGGGAAGCCCAGGACCGGCACCCCCAGCGCGUCAACUGGGAGCAAGACCUGCUGCUCCUGGAUGGGCGCCCCGCGAUCGCGUCCUUGGACCUGAUGGGCGCCCACGCAUGGAGUAGCAAGAUCAGACGGCUGGCGAUUUGGGUCGACCCGUUGAGCAGCCUCUUCAACGAACUGAAGAUUGGCAAUGGGUUAUGGGAGGCAGCAGCGUUACACUCAUUGGAGGAGCUGACGAUGGUUAUGGAUGCGAGCCAGGACUUAAGCCUCGUCAAGCUUGCGGCGGAACCGGACGCGUACGGGCUGAGGGAGCUGCCUCCGGCCACGUUGGCACUGGUCCCCCAUUCAUACAUGCCCCUGUGCAUGCGGUGUACAAUGGACGUCAUCAAGGGUCUGAUGAAACAGGCGAGUUGGAACUGGAAGCAGUGUAGAUUCCGGAUUGCGAUACUGUCUCAGACCUUCAUUGACGCCUAG